This is a messenger RNA of Trichechus manatus latirostris (Florida manatee), 4007 nucleotides long. RefSeq names its product shieldin complex subunit 1 (gene SHLD1). The record is from RefSeq and is a predicted model, not a curated record. The transcript has 2 exons. The coding region runs from base 412 to 744 and encodes 110 amino acids. Gene Ontology annotation, cellular component: site of double-strand break. Gene Ontology annotation, biological process: negative regulation of double-strand break repair via homologous recombination; positive regulation of double-strand break repair via nonhomologous end joining; positive regulation of isotype switching. NCBI's taxonomy places the organism in Eukaryota, Metazoa, Chordata, Mammalia, Sirenia, Trichechidae.
CCCAUUUUUUAAUUGGGUUGUUUGUCUUUUUGUUGUUGUGUUGUUGACCUACGUAUUGUUUUAAAACAUUUUUACAUUUAAUAUGUCAUGAACAUUUUCCCUUAUCCUUGAAUGUUCUUGUAACUCUUGAAUUAUAGUGUGGCACAGAAUUUCAUUGGUCUGUGAUUGAACUUUUCCCUUAUCAUGAGACAUGCAUCUUAUUUUCCAGCUGAAACUAUUCAUGGUUUCUUUCCGUGGUGAGAGUAUUUGUUUCUCAUGAUGAAGAACACAUGGUAAACAAAUACUGGGUCUAAAGCAAAGAGAAGGAUAAUAGAGGAAAGUAAGUUAUUCUGGUUUGACUGGCAUUUGAUCUUUAAGGUACUUGGACUACAGCCUUUUAAGCCCUAGCUCUCUGAAGCCUCCUGCUAUGCAAUGCCUUUUAUUCUGAUUUGUUUUCUCUUCUACUGUGGCAGGACCAUGGCAUCCCAGGAAGCCACCCCGAGCAGCCAGUUAGAGGAGAGCAACGCUUUGGACCUGCCGUCAGCUUGUGACAUAAGAGACUACGUGCUGCAGAAACCCUGCCAGGAGGCCAACAGCGAGGAUUUUAGUUCUCUGGAAGCCUUUUCUUUUCCUUGCUCUUCUGAAGUGGAUCCAGAUGGGGAAGUUGAAUAUCAGGAUAAUGAAGAAAAUCACCCAAGGUCACUUAGUAAGCUGGCAAUUUCUACAUCUUGGGUAAUCCCCCGAGCAGACUACAUUAAACUGUGACUUUUCUAUUCCUUUUUAAAAAAUAAAAAGGGUUCUUUAUUAAAACUGCUGAUUUUUAAAUAACAUUGAACAGUCAUUACAGAUGUAACAGUUUAAGAGUUUUUUUUUAAGCCCAGGAAAGCUAUUUGCCCUCUGUGACAGUUCUCAUCACUUUUCCCUUUUGAGUUUCAGGGACACCUGCUGUUGGAGAAGAGACUUGUUUACUUUUGUGUACUUGGCUGGCAGCUCCAGUUUUGGUUGAGAAACAGGCAGUGUUCUGGUUGUGAGCCACACCUACAGGGUACUUAUCUCCCCAGUCCAGGUGAACAGUAGUGACCUCAUGGUCUGACCUGAUAGCUUUCCCCAAGGGCUCCUCCAAGUGAACAUUUGUUCAUAACUUGUCACUCAGCUGUGUCUGCCUAAGUAUGAAGAAACAACUGGAUUAAAAUAGUGAGACAUACGCCAUCACUAGUUCAUUUAUUGUUAAGUAUUUGUAAGGAAAAGACUAUACACGAUUAAGGGAAGACAGAAAGAGUAAUAGUUUAUUGCACAUUUAUUCUCCAGGUGCCAUGCUCUGCAUUUUACAUGCGUUGUUCCUUUUAUUUCUCAAAACCACCUGGGACUCAAACCUGGGUCAGACUGACGUCAAAGGCAGGGCUUUAAAGAAAUUCAAACAUCCAGGUAUUAUUAGAUAUGAAGUAUUAAGUUUUACAUUAAGUGGUGGACUACUAGCCAGAAGAUUGGCUGUUGGAACCCACCCAGAGGCGCCUUGGAAGGCAGGCGUGGCUACCUGUUUCAAGGUCAUGCCUUGAAAACCCUAUGCAGCAGUUCUACUCUGAACACAUGGGGUCGCCAUGAGUCAGAACUGACUGGACGACAAUGAACAACAAUUAAGUUUCAAGCCUUAAAUAUUCACGGUUACCUCUUUAGGUUCCUGUUAGCUUCGUUCUGCUAACUCUGAGUAUCUUCAAACUUCUGUCAGCACCCUACCCUCUCAGGGACAACCAUGACUUCUAGUUCAGUUGACUAGAUUUGUGUCCACUGAGCUGCCCUUUCCACGCUGGUCUUCCCAUUGUUGAUGAAGCUCUGACAACCUGCAGACUAGUCACAGAGAAGGCAUUGCCUCCUCACUGAAAUUUCUCACACUGGGAAGGAGCCAACUUCUUAUGGCUAAAACCAAGGGAAGAAAACAAGUCAGCAGUUUUAACUCUGUUGGCUAGAAUGAAUGAAACCCUUGAUAACUUUUUCUCGCCAGAAGAAACUUUCUCAUCUGGCUCCAGAACUCUUCUUCUUCUGGGCUGUUUGCCCUUUGAAGUAAUAAGCUGUGCUUUUUGUCUGCUGAGUGGCUGCCCCUUACCAACCCUCAGUCUCCCUGGAGUUCUUGAUAGAGCUGGAUUUUGCUAACAUAUUUGAAGUUAUAAAAACCCAGUUGAUUGCAACAUAGCUUUUCAGAGUAAGUGGUUUUUUGUUCAUCCCUGGGUCCCCAUGCUGAGGGGCAGGGUUCACGUUUUGCCCUCUGCCUAGUCUGAUCAUGUAGUGCUUUACAGCUGCCUUCUUCUAAGCCUAGACUCUGAUGUGUGGGUAGAGAAUAAGGGUACAUUGCUGGCACAUAGUAAGUGCUCGGUAAAGGCUUGUUGAAUGAAUAAAUGAAAAAAACACAGAAGCGGAACAUGGUAAGUUUUUAAAACAUAUAUAAAAUAUUUAUCUCAGUGCCUUGCUCCCCAAUUUGUAAUUUUAUCAUCCAAUUUAAGCUCUGCUUGAUCUUAUAUAUACGCUGGGAUGAGAAAGUUUCUAUCCUAAGCCACACAAAUUUGCUUAACUCUCAUCUGGAAAGUCUUCACACUAGGCACUAGGCCGAACUAGUCUUUCUGUAAAUCCCUGACUUUUUUCCUUGAUAAGAAAACAGAGAAAUGAACAGCUGUGAAGAAAUACAAUGCAACUGAGGGUAGAAUAUUUAUCACUGCAUUUCUCUGUCCUGAAGAAAGUAUGUUCUUAGUGGAGCUGUUUCUUCAAUACAUUUAUGCAGCAAAUAUUUCUUUAGCAACAGUGCAUGGGAUUUAGGAUACUCCUAAAGAUUGCUUUUAAAGAUACUAUCUUAAGAAAACUGUAUUGCUAUCAUAUUUCAUAGCAUUUUGUUUUUUUUUUUCCUGUUUACGAAGUAAUGCAAUUGAGUAGCAAAUUUAAAUAAAUUGUAAAAAUGAAAGAUUAGCCUCAUUUCUUUACAGUAUAUUCGGUAGUAAUUUUUAUGCCCAGAAUUUUUUUUUUUUACAAAGAACUCUUGAAUAAUAUUAGGGGGUGUUUAGGUAUAGUAUAAAUAAAAAGAUGAGGAAGUUACCCAUGGGUCACCACCAUCUUAGAAAUAGAGUUUGAGGGGAGAAUGGGUUAAAAUAAUGCCUCUUGUUUUUGGCCAGUAAAAACAGCUGUCCUGAGUCAUAGUGGCUAUGGGUUGGCAUCAGGCAAUGUCUUGCUAUGGGCAGGGUUUGAGACUACUGCCCUCUAGUGACCGCUUUUACACAUUCCUGAACAUUACUGAGAAAAAGAGUUGAAAUGCACCGGAUAUGUUAAGCCUUUGUCGUGUGUGCUUCCAGGGUUUUGCGCCUACUAGAGUAAAAACUAAAAGUUGUUACUUUAUUCAGUUGAAAUCUGCAAAGGUAACCUUGUGAAGGCCACCGCUGUUAAAUGUAGUUACCGCAUGUGCAUUAUGUAGUUUGGGGAGAGCUUUUUCAUUUGUCCUGCUUGGUUGAUUGCAGGUGAGAACGCAAAUGUAAAGAGUGAUGUUUGAUUUUUCUUUGCACAUUUGCCGGAAAAAAGUUGUCCUUUUUUUCCUUUUGCAAACAUAAGACCAAAGGAUUUACUUUUUCUUUAUUUGAUGAAUUUACAGCAGCAUCAAAGGGUCAUAAUGAGAUUUUAAAAAAUCUUUUGGAACUUCUAGUCUGACAAGAUGGCAUCGACCCAUUUCUCCUUACUGCUCCCUACUAAGUACAACUAUAAACCCUGGAAACACAAGAGGCAACCAAAGGAGAACUCUGAGAAGUGGUAAGAGAAGGUAAACUGGCUUGGGGCCCCACAAGGGCAUGGCAUCUUCUUCUCACCCAACAAAGAAGGUGACCCAGACCCAGUGCAUCCAGAGCCCCAAUCUAGCAACAGAAGGUGGCCCAGGUAGGCUCAUUUCUCCCAAGGAUUGAAUGGGAGUCCAUCCAACAUCACCAGGAAAGCUCAGCCCCUCCAGCAAGGGGGAUCUAUAGGGAGCACCACUAACAAUAAGUAGCCAAGGGAAGUGUCUC